Aspergillus bombycis is the source of this 876-nucleotide messenger RNA. RefSeq lists its product as uncharacterized. The transcript has 2 exons. Bases 1 to 876 code for a protein of 291 amino acids. NCBI's taxonomy places the organism in Eukaryota, Fungi, Ascomycota, Eurotiomycetes, Eurotiales, Aspergillaceae. The record is from RefSeq and is a predicted model, not a curated record.
AUGGACUCCUUAUUUGGCAAACACAUCGCCUCUCAUAUUGUUGCCUUCUCCGUCGGAUCAGAAAGGAAAGAGAUCAUGGUCCAUUCCGGCCCACUGGCGGAUUUAUCUCCAGCAUUGAGCGCUCUCCUGAAUGGUGCUAUGAGAGAAGCGAAGCUGAAACAGGUCGACUGGUCACACAUUAGUGAGGACACAUUUGCGCGACUUUGUCAAUUUGCGUACAUGGGGGACUACAGCCCACCUUUACCUAAGGAAGGGGCAUAUGUGUCACCUAUGUCGAUAAAACUGGAGCCGGACCCAGCGCCAAAACCUCCGUUUGACCAGAGGGGUUUCCCGUUCGGCAGACCAGCCUCAAAUGUUGGAACAUGGAUGGGAAAAACCCCUCAACCGGUGAAUAAUGCAUCUGCCACACGGAUGCUACCACCUGCAGGGCAUUUCAUCCAAGAGAAACAUCUCAAAACUACGUUUUCAGAUUGUUCAUUUCCACCUCCCCAAUCCAGCCAUGACCUUUCACCAAAGUGCAACACCAGCCCCUCGCAGGACUUCGGACCAGUCCUCUGCGGUCAUGCCGAGCUGUAUAUACUAGCUGAUACGUAUGGGGUUGAGCCUCUUCGCCAGCUUGUGCUCAGUAAGAUCUAUGGAACUCUGCAAGUUUUCACUGUUCAUGAGACGGACGUUGGUACCUUAGUGGACUUUGUGAAAUUUUGUUAUGCAAAUACACUAUCGCACCCCAAGGAAAGAGAUCCUCUAAGAAACCUGGCUACCCGGUAUAUGGUUUCUAUUCUCAGACAAGUCGGUGAACAUGAGCGGUUCCUAGAGAUGCUUGUUGAAGGUGGAGACUUUGUCACCGAUCUUUGGAGCGUAGUUUGGAAUCACUAG